Molecule: messenger RNA, 2094 nt
Organism: Daphnia pulicaria
Lineage: Eukaryota; Metazoa; Arthropoda; Branchiopoda; Diplostraca; Daphniidae
Product: G1/S-specific cyclin-D2-like
Exons: 4
Coding region: 194-1249 (351 amino acids)
Biological process (GO): positive regulation of G1/S transition of mitotic cell cycle; regulation of cyclin-dependent protein serine/threonine kinase activity; mitotic cell cycle phase transition
Cellular component (GO): nucleus; cytoplasm; cyclin-dependent protein kinase holoenzyme complex
Molecular function (GO): cyclin-dependent protein serine/threonine kinase regulator activity
Source: RefSeq, a predicted model, not a curated record
UAUCCCAGUUGUGUCUGGACUCGUACGUCGAACGGGUCGUUCAGUUGUUGUGCUCCGUGUGUGUGAACCAUUUCAAUUUAAAGAGACUAAACAUUGACGAAAACAUUUUGAUUCGGAUUAUUAUCAAUCGGUGCCAAUUUUAUCAAUCGAAUUUUUACACAAUCUCUCUCAAUAACUAAACACACUCAGAAGAAUGUCGAUGAUGUCGAAUGAAUUGCUGUUGUGCGCGGAUGCGUGUCCGGAAGUGAUGCCGGUGGCUGCCAGAGAUCCUGCCAUUAUGACGGAUCGACGAGUUUUGCAACAAUUGCUCAGAUUGGAAAUGUUUUCCGUUCCAUCCAGCGAUUAUUUCGCACCGACCAGCACCUCUGAAUUGCAGCCCUACAUGCGUCGUGUCGUCACUACCUGGAUGCUCGAGGUGACUGAGGAGCAAAACUGCGAGGAACAGGUUUUCCCAUUGGCUGUCAACUUGCUGGAUCGUUUCUUGGCUUUAGAAGCGGCCGUUCUUCAACGAUGCCAACUGCAACUACUCGGCUGUGUCUGUCUACUAACGGCCAGCAAGUUGCGUCAGUGCCGGCCCAUUGGUGUCGAUCUACUCGUCUACUACACCGAUUACAGCGUCACGCCAGCUCAGAUCAGGGUCUGGGAAAUGCUGCUGCUGGGCAAACUUGGAUGGGACGUGUCGGGCGUGACGGCCUUUGACUUUGUCGACCACCUGAUGGAGCGCCUCGAUCUGUCGUCGUCAUCUUCCUCCUCUCCAGUCACAAACAGCAGCGGCCGUCAUGUCCUCCAGUCGACGGGAUCCGUCAGAGACAGCGCCACCGUUCUCCGCGCUCACGCUCUCACCUACGUCAGCCUCUGCUGCACAGAAACGGAUUACAUGAGAGUACGCCCGUCUUUGAUCGCUGCGGCUUCUAUUUCGGCGGCCAUCAACCGACUGGGUCUCACGACCUCUUCGUCAACCAUCGACCCAUCGUGCGAGGAGCGUCUCCUAGCCGAUUUGGUGGCCACCGAUGCUCAUCAGUUAGCCAGCUUGGUCCGGACUGUCGAAUCCCUCAUGGCCGCCCAGUUGGCCUCUGUUCAACAGCAACAACAAGACCACCACCUCCAACAACAACAGCAACAACAGCAGCAGCAGCAACAACAACAACUUCCUCACGUAAAAAACAGUAAAAUGCAGACGGCGACGAGUAGUUGGGAAUUGGACGUUCAGCCGGAAACCCCCACCGACAUCCAGGAUAUCCACUUUUAAAAUGAUCCAUUACGCAGGACACAACACGAAACGCUAAAUCUUCAUCACAACAACCCCAACUCUCUACUCCCCAAAACAAAAACACCUGAAUACUUAAAUAAUAAUUCAAUUUAAAAAAAAAUAGAGGAUGAAAGACACAACAAAAACUUUGUCCGACGACUGAGACAGUAUUACCUGAUGAGCCGUUCAUUUUAAUUAAAUUUAAAUUCCUAGUUUCUUUUUUUAAUUAUUAUUAGAAAAAAAAGUAUUGAAAUAACCACACAAAAAAAAUUAAAAUAUCCUAUAUCACACAAAAACGUUUAUGGCUCAAAAGUGUCAUGUACAGAUAUAAUAAUAAGCUUUUUUUUAAUUUUUUUAAAAUUAAUUUUAAGGAAGAAUAGUAUUUAAACUGGAAUUUUUUUAAUAAAAUAAAAAUAAAAAAAGAUAAAAACCAAACAAAAAAAAAUAUUUUUUUUUGCCAUAGAAUUUUAAAAAAGUGAAUCCCACCCGAAUAAUCCUUACCCCUCCAAAUAAAAUGUUUACAAUGUAAUUCCCAAAACAGUUCAAACAGUGCUUCGAGAGUGUGCCCCCUUAACGUUUUAUUUCUCCUUUUACUGCUGAUGUUUGAUUGAUUUCCUUUUUUCCGUAUAUAACCAUUUAUAGACACACAUCCCGUCUCCACUGCCCCCAAGCUGGUUUCUCUGUCAUAAGUUUAAAAAAAAAACUCUGUUGAAGAAAAACAAACAAAAUACCUCGUCGCCCCUCCACUUAUCAAACCACACGUCAAUUUCAAGUAGUUUCUAAGUUUUUUUUUACCCCAUGUCUAGUCGAUUCGUCAUCACUACACAGCAAACCUACACCGCAAA